CCAUUUUGGUUUGUCAAACAAGAUUGAAGAGUGAACAGACCACGGAACAGACCAGUCACAACUCACAACUCGAGUGUCCGAUACUCCGAAUCUUGAUAGUUAUUAUUUUCCUAUGAUCCUUACUCCAUGUUACCGCAACUCACAAUGGCUAAUGAUUACAUUUACUAACUCGUAGAUACCCUUUGGUGUUUGGUAUCUCGUCCGUCGUAUUUGGCCGGCUUGUACUCGAUCCUCAUUGCUCCUUAGCAUUAUUCAUUUCUCGACGUCGCCGGUUAUUCAAACUACACGUACUCACGUGACUUGUAUCAAACGUUCAUAAAUAGGUAGUUACGUUAACUGUAAUUGACUUCAGAAUUCUUCUAAUUGACAGACCGCAGUUGAGUGAUAUAAUUGCAUUUUAUAAAAAACCUUGGACGCUAGGAACUUAAUUAUUGUAUUUACAAUUUAGUAAUUAGUAGUUUCUACUGUAGUACUGUACUCGAGUUGUGUAUUGUGUUUUUUUUCCUUCGUAUAAUACAGCUGUAACACGUGUGAUUUACAGUUCUAAUUUAUUGAAUAUUGCAUGGUAUAUUAAGUUUUGGCGUUCAACAUUAAUACGAUAAAGACUAAAACAUGUCCAAACACCGUGAAUGGGAUCCAACUUGUAAAGUAUAUAUUGGUAAUUUAAAAAGCAAUGCCAAUAAAUACGAAAUCGAAGAUUUGUUUACAAAGUAUGGUCCAUUGAAAAAUAUUUGGAUAGCAAGGAAUCCACCUGGUUUUGCAUUCAUAGAAUAUGAAGACCCACGUGAUGCAGAAGAUGCAGUCCGUGGUUUAGAUGGAACAAGAUGUUGUGGAUCCAGAAUUAUUGUUCAAAUGUCAACUGGAAAACGUUCUAGAGAUAAAUCACCUGUACAUAGGUUAUUUAUUAUAGAUACAACUUUAUUGAAUUCUUCAUCAUCAUCACUACCACAUCCACUACUACCAUCACCUUUCAACACAGUACUACCAACUUGAGCCAGCGACAAACAUCAGGGGAGGUCGAUCUUCACCUCCACGGCGGGGCUAUCGUUCAUAUUCAAAAUCACAAUCAAGGAGUCGCUCACCAGUUUACAGAAGUAGAAAAUCUCGUUCAAGGUCUUAUUCUAGAGGAAAAUACUAAAAUCACUUUUUAUGCAAAACAAUUAUGUAACACAUUUUUUAUAAAAUACAUGAUUUUAUUUAAAAAUACAUUUUGAUUGGUUAAAGCUAUAUAGGUUGCUCUCAAAUAUUGAAGGGUGUUUUGUAUUAAUUUUAACUACUGAAAUUAAUUUAUUGAAUACUAGGGCUGUGACUUGAUAUAUUAAUUUAGGCAAGUGAAUGUUUGUCAAGUUUGUUUUAAAUGAUUUGUAAUAAAAUGUGCCAUACUUAACUUUACA
Molecule: messenger RNA, 1394 nt
Organism: Acyrthosiphon pisum (pea aphid)
Lineage: Eukaryota; Metazoa; Arthropoda; Insecta; Hemiptera; Aphididae
Product: RNA-binding protein-like
Exons: 5
Coding region: 613-993 (126 amino acids)
Molecular function (GO): RNA binding
Source: RefSeq, a predicted model, not a curated record